AUGACCGAAUUCGAACUCGAUCCUAUUGUUAUUUACGAUAAUCUUGUAACUUUGCGAGUUAAACCACAAUCAGGAGGAAAAAAUGUUAAUAACGAGACACAAUUAUUAUCCAACUUACGAAUAGAUACUGCUUCUGUCAUUAAGGAAAUUGGUCGCUUUCGCGCAUGUGACUCGGGAUCAUGCCUUUAUUGCCGAGAAUGGGCUUCAUUUGUUUAUAAGAAAAACCAUACUUGGACAGUCAAGAAUCAUGCUCAAAACGUUAACGGAGAUAAUGUUGGAGGAAACAACGUAAAGAAACCAAAGAAGGUCGCAUCAGAUAUUCAUCAACACUUUUGUGAUCUGAUUCUUCAGCAUGGAGAAAAGGUUAAAUCUGGAUCAUUUAAUGAAACGGCCGAUUUAGUUGACGUUAUUGUUCAAGAGGCUUUUUCAUGGAUUAAAUCACCAAGCAAUUUGUAUGCAUCGCCUGAUACCUUUGCUCCUGUAGAAUUCGAUACGCAUCAUCAAGCGGUACCAAUCCCCGAACAUGAAAAUGUUCAGUUAUCUCUUAUUGACGUGAUUGGGAUUGAAAAAUCUCAUUUACAAAUUCAAAAGGAUUCGUUUCCACUUCUUAAAAAUAUUAGCAAGGUUCAACAAUGUAACCAUACCAAACCGGAUUGGAAAUAUCCUUCCGACCUUGACCUUGAUCGGAGAGUAUUCAAUGAUCAGUUAUUUAAGGAGGCUGGUAAAAAUGAAGAAGCAUUAAACGAAAGUUUAGGUCAGGUAUGGUCACAUGUUAAUAAUUUUUUAACUUUAAUGCUUCAAUUGGAAGCAAAACGAGAUUUAUCUUUGGGGAAGGGAUGUAUAGUGAACCUAUCGAAUUUUUUGAAAGAAUACCAGGACGAAUGUCUUUUAUUUCAUGAGUAUUGGGCGCCAGUUGCUGAAGCUUAUAAAAAGUCGGGUAAAUCCAAGAAAGGGUCCCUUACAAAUUCGGCGAACGUGGAGGACAUAGACACUGCUUUUCACACGUAUAUUAAUAACGUUAAGAAUGUGAUUUCGCUUUGGGAAGGAGGUUUUAUUGAAAAGUCCGUGAAUGACGCAACGCAAUUUGGAGAGGAGGUACAGCGAACAUUAGUUAAUAUUUUAGAAGAAAGUGAAGAAAGGUUAGUUAGCGGACGUGUUGCAGAAUUUCAUAAUAAUAUUUUACAAAAAUGUGGUGAUGCACUAAGAACAGUGAAGGACAUUAAAUUAUUAUUAUCAAAACGUGUGUCAAUGUUACGCACAGAAAUAACCCAAAAAAGUCAAGAACUUAUCCAAGAACUUGAAGCACUUGAGGAAGCCUAUAAGAAUGAAUCCCAAAAGACAACAGUAGGUAGAUUAGAGAAGGCAAAUAAUAAAGAAUUUCGUAAGCGAAUCAAAAAAAUAGAGAUGACAGUAUAUGGAGCUAGGCAAAAUGCCAUCCUUUCAAUUGGAAAUUUGUUUCCAGUUACCGAUUUUACGGGAAUUUUCACUAAAAGUUUGGAAAUUUUAAUGAUGGAGGGUGAAAUGUGGGAAGCUAUUCAAUUAGGACGGCAUUACAAAAAUUAUGAAUCAACUUCGCAUAAACUUGAGUCACAAAGACAGAAACUAUUAAAGGGUUAUAAGGAAGGGAUUGAAACUGGACGGAAAACUCUGUCUGGUAUUAUCGGGCGCUUGUUUUUAAAGGAAGCUCAGAGGCAGCAGGAUGAGACCUUGGCUCUAAGGAAACAAGAAUCACUUUUACAAUCGAUAGAACAAGGUAAACAGGAGUCUGGUAAGAAGAAAAAAGGCGAAAAAGAUCAAACUGCAAAUACGCAUAUUCUUACACCAUCAGUAGACAAAGAGACCGGUUCAGAAUCUAAAUCCGAAUCGCCUGUUGAUGCAAAGUCUGCAUCAAAUCCUAAAAUAACGAACCACCAUGAAGAUGUUAAUGAUUCACAGAAACAAUUAAAGCAACAACAAUUUUUAAGGAAUAUGAUAACUGAAAAUAGUUCGAAAGACUUUACGAAUAAUAGUUCUUGGUCCAUGAACUCAGAAACAGCAAGCGCACCACCACUCAAUGGUUCUUCGCAAACUAGUUCAACUUAUAAUGAGAAGAAUAAAGUUAACGGAUUGCCAAGUCAAACUCAUGAUACUAAUGGGCGCCAAUUAUCGGCUCCACCAGGGUUGGGUCCGAUACCUGGAGAUGCAAAUCCAAGACCUAUUUCCAAUGGUCAGUCAUUUCCAUCAAAUGGAAUCUAUGACGAUGCUAGUAAUUUAAACCUUGAUACUUUGAGCAGGUCCGAUAUGACAAUGCUCAUUCAGAAUUUAUUUACCGAGAAAGCUCAAUUGUUAUCCACUCUGAUUUCAAUGCAAAAAGAAGUCAAGGCAAUGACCGAUCGAUAUGCAAACCUUUUGGAGGUAGCUCGUGAUCGUGAAUUUCAAACAAUCCAAAUGUUUGAAACACGAAAGCAACAAGAGAUGGAAGAGGCGAUGAAAUAUAUUCAAACGUUAGAGUUAAGAAUAUCUCAAUUAGAAAAGCAGAACCAUGUAGGUAAUAAUAAUGAGUCGUUAAGUCCAAAAAAUAGCUCUUCUCCGGGAAGUCCGAUUGGAAGUUCUAAUACUAGUCAGACUACGCAAUCAUCUUCAAGUGGAUUUAGUCUCUUUCCAACCAACAGAACAAAUACAGGUGGAUCUAAAAAGUAUUCAAAUCCUUGGCGAACCCCUUCUAGCGUGAGAUGCGGUAAUUGCGGAGAUCAGGGUCAUGUUAGUCAGGAUUGUACAAUUGGAUGUAGAUAUUGUGGUGAUUUGGGACAUUUAAGUGAGAACUGUGAUACUUCUAUUCUCGGUGGUGGUAGUGUCAAUUCUGAUAAGAGUGACAAGGUCAUUGAUCAAAAUGUUUCAAGCCUCAUCUAA
Molecule: messenger RNA, 2889 nt
Organism: Funneliformis geosporum
Lineage: Eukaryota; Fungi; Glomeromycota; Glomeromycetes; Glomerales; Glomeraceae
Source: the annotation of a GenBank genome assembly